Messenger RNA from Sphaeroforma arctica JP610, 1738 nucleotides. RefSeq lists its product as hypothetical. The record is from RefSeq and is a predicted model, not a curated record. The coding region runs from base 1 to 1020 and encodes 339 amino acids. NCBI's taxonomy places the organism in Eukaryota, Ichthyosporea, Ichthyophonida. The transcript has 3 exons.
AUGACUGCACUACAAUCACACGGCCCUCCUGCCACUAUCAUCCCUACUGCAUGCUCACCCAAACACGAUCUCCAGGGAGCAAUCCCCCAGAUUCACAUAGAAAGCACAGACGAAAACUUCUGUGCUUCUCUAGAUUCAAAGCUCAAGCUUACAGACGAAGUGGAAGAGUCUGAAGCGGGCGAAUGUAGUGAUAAUUCGAUCUUGCGUGCAUGUGCCGAUACAACUGCUAGUGGCGAUAAGGACAAUCCAGAUCAUCGCACCACGGCAGAGAAAAAUCCGAAAGCAGCAAUAUCGGUACACCAUGUGCCCACCUGUGAUUCUAUGUCCAUCAAUACAAUCAUAAGUGAAUCACAUUCGUUACGAAACACUGAUCACGCUGAACGCGUCGUGGAGUACAAUGAAGUGCCCCUACACAUUGAAGUGUACGACGUAGAAGAGUCCGAUCAACACCAGCACAUACACAGACAACAGCCGGACAGUAUCUCACUAUGCUCCAGUGCUGUGGAUCCAAUACAUACCACCAAUAAACCGGUUGAGAUAGACCAAAGUUCUGGUGCAAACACUGCAGCACAGCGUGGGUUCGCAGACCAGGGUCAAUCGUGCGAGACAGCCAGCGGUUCAAACGUUGAAUAUGAGGAUCAAGACCCAACUCACUUAAGUCAUCAUAAUAAAGAAGCGAAUGCAACACAACGAGCGACGGGGAGUGAUGAACUGACCCCAGAAAUACCACCUAUAGAUUUAGCAGUAAUACCGAAGAGGCUCCCUGCACAGCUAAUCAAAACAUCGUCGCUCAGAAAACGAAAACAAGGUCCUGCUGAUGCAAUCAAAGUCGAGUCUCAGCAACGAGAUGUGUACGACCGAAAGCCGGACUGCAUGCCGUGGCUGAUCUCAGGUGCGGAAAUGCAGGAGGUGUCUCGUGAACUCAACGCAUACAAGACAGAUGAGAUGCCUGUGCAUGAAGAGAGUAGGCAAAAUACAAGGUACCACAACUUGAAAGAUCAUUUCUAUGACUACGACUAGUAGUAUGAAGAGCGAAUUCACUGCUAUAACAUAUUUGGACAAGGCAUAUGCGGGCAGACGAAGCCAGCAACAUUUGCGUGCCAUUGCCAAGCUAUCAACCCCACACAACAACAGAUCCGCAUCCUUAAUAGGCAAGUGACUAUCCACUCGUAUAGUUGCCCCGCUUCUUUAUGCAUAUCAUCAUCGACUAUAAUGGUUGACUCUAAGCAUGUACAUAACCAUUCAUAUAGCUGUAGUUGCUCCAAGGAGCGCAGGAAUAGAAUGUAACUCCCUUGGACGACACCGACUGCACUACUGAACACGCUCUGUUUUGACCGAGAUAAACGACACAUCUAAAUGGAAGAUGUAAUUUUGGCCAUUCGUUCUCAUGUGCAGACCAAGUGUCAAAAAAACCUUUCUUUCAAUUCACAAACCUAGAUAGAUUGUGACAGAUGGCCGCUAUAUAUCUACGAGGUAACUAAUCCGACUCUCCCACAUCAUAAAAGUUCCGGAAUGUACUGUUUUUUCACCACCAAUAGAAGCCAUAUACUCACAUAGUCUCACCGGCUUCAUUAAGAUUGAAAGACAGCAACCGCUAGCCCGUUUAGUGUCUACAAAUAGCAAUAUGGUCCAACCUUCAAGCACAACUGUAUUGACGUUUCGAAUAUCUCGUACUCAGAGAUUAUUAGUUGACAAGCAUAUAUAUUUUUUAGAAUAAAGGGUCAUUUUGAAUUCUCAC